This is a messenger RNA of Talaromyces amestolkiae, 1689 nucleotides long. RefSeq lists its product as uncharacterized. Lineage: Eukaryota; Fungi; Ascomycota; Eurotiomycetes; Eurotiales; Trichocomaceae. The coding region runs from base 1 to 1689 and encodes 562 amino acids. The transcript has a single exon. The record is from RefSeq and is a predicted model, not a curated record.
AUGAGCAGAACAAUAUUGCUCCUGGCCGCCCUGCCAGCUUUGUCGGCGGCCGUUUCGGGAGGCAGCUCGUCUGUGACUACGGUAGUAAACUGCCAGCCCGUACCCACCACACAGUACAUCGAGAACCCUGACUUUACGAGCGGCACAAGUGGCUGGAGUGUGCAAUACGGCAACAGCUACGAUACCUAUUAUGGUGCCUACCCAGGCGGGCGUUAUGGCUACAUCCUGGCCCUCAAUGGAGACUAUCUGGAUGACAAUACCGUUUCGCAAGAGGUCUCAGGCCUCACUCCCGGUGACACAUAUACCCUCAGCAUGUGGUGGGAGGUACUUGGCACAGGAACUGGAGCUUGUACCGUGUCCGUGUCUCUUGACAAUGUCGAUCUAGGCUCGCAGACUCUCACCACGGACAACGACAAUUGGGUCUGGAGGCAAUUUACCGCGACGUACGAUGCUGUUGAUGAAUCCGGCGAGCUCGCGAUUGUGUUAAGAUGUACUCAAGGCAGUUUCUCAGCCAGCUCUGAAGUCAACUUUGCCGAGAUCACUUUAGAAGGGCCUACGCAGGUGUGUUCGACUGCGACGGUGACCCCGACCACGACGCCAACACUAACACCAACACCGUCCAUAAGCUCAUCGGUCGCAAUUCAAUCCUCAUCGACCGUUGUUGUUCCCUCUUCUGCCGUCAUAACAGCUUCUAGCAGUGCCGUCCAGAUUGCUAGCUCUUCGAGCCCUACUGGUUCCUCAUCUGCGAUCAGCACAGUUUCAAGAAGCAGUGCCACCCAGGGCAUUAGCUCAACUCAUCCGCACUCCUCUUCUGCUGUCAGACCCACCCCAAGCAGGAGACCCGUGCGAACAGGCUGUUCAAGAAGUAGUGCGGUUCAUGAUAUUAGCUCGACUCAUCCCAUAAUUGGAUCCACCAGCUCCUCUACACUAACUUUCUCAACCGAAACUGCGUCUGUAUCAAGCCAACAGACAUCUGGCUCACUCUCUUCCGUCUUUACAAGCUCUGCAUCAACUGUAUCUUCAACCACUCAGGCCGCAUUGACCACAGCUCCGGUCACCACAUCCACCGUAUACUCGACUGAGGUGCACACAAUCACAUCCUGCGCUGCGUCCGUUACCAACUGCCCGGCAAGAGACCAAACAACAUUCCUCGUGACCGAGACUGUCGUUGUAGGAACAACGAUCUGCCCUGUAACGGCCACAGAGACUGGCUCAGCCGGUUCAAGUAUUCAUACUUCAGUUCCAUCGAAAGGCGGCAGCUUGGGUAAUGGUAUACCGACAAUUCAGGUGUAUACUGUGACUUCAACCGGCCUUGGGGGUGUACCAACUACGUAUCUGACAACAGCAACCGCUCCUCUUAACGCUGCAACCUCUAUCAUUUCUGCGGGAGUUGCGGGAGGUGCUGGAGGCUCUGGAAGUGGUAUCAGUACCGGUGCUCAUGGUGCAUCUCUCAAGUCCAACUCUCCAGCCAGCACAAGCACUGGCAUGGCCACUGGAGGUGCUGCUCCUGCUGUCGCCUCGUCUGCUCGUACUUCGUCUAGCCCUGUUGCAACUCUCCAUACCAGCUCCUCUACUGGUACUGGCACAGCCACCGAAGCUGCUGUCCCUACCUACACGGGCGGUUCCUUUUCUUUGAAGGUAGACGUCAUGUCUAUUCUCCUUGUUUUGGUGGCAGUUUUGAUAUUGUAA